This is a messenger RNA of Patiria miniata (bat star), 2348 nucleotides long. Its product is annotated as potassium voltage-gated channel subfamily KQT member 1-like. The transcript is spliced from 2 exons. NCBI's taxonomy places the organism in Eukaryota, Metazoa, Echinodermata, Asteroidea, Valvatida, Asterinidae. The coding region runs from base 132 to 653 and encodes 173 amino acids. The record is from RefSeq and is a predicted model, not a curated record.
AUUUUGACUGCACGCGACACUGAAUUAUGUCAUGACAAUUUGGCUACAUUUUAACUCACCUUUGACUUCGCUUUCACUUCCAUUUUGACCCAGAAAUGUCACCCAGACUACCCACAUGAGCGUACCCAAGAAUGGCCGAAGCUGAUGGACAUUCCAAUUCAAGGAAAACCAGUGGUUAUUCGUACAGCACAGUGAGCUCGAGUCUAGCUGACUUAGAAAUGGAGACGGACCCAGUUAGUAACAGCUCAACCUCCGGUGAUAAUUGUAUGUACUCCUUAUCGGUGGACGGGGCUAGCGGACCGCCGUCUGCAGCCUCGGCACUCCCUAAGACCACCACAGGCAUCGCUACCACCGCCAUUGGUGGCGUGGGAAACAGAAACCUCAAUAAUAUCAGCACUGCAGGGGGAGAUUUUCAGACUAAUCGAGAGUUACAGAGAAAGUACUCCAUGCACAUGAAUAAACGAACAAUGAAGAAGAUGAGUUUCCAAGGGAGGACGUACAACUUUCUAGAACGCCCCACUGGUUGGAAAUGCUUCGCCUAUCACUUUUCAGUAAAAAUUUUGAAACCUUCAAAGACCUUCAGAAGGAAAAGCCAGUGUUUGCUUAUUCGCAUCUUCAGAAGAAAAAAUGGAUACAACUUUCUAAGUAUAUAAUCCAAACUUCAGACUGGUGCUUUGCGUAUGGUGGUGUUGUUUUGCUGCUUCAGUAUAUUAGGAUCCUACUUAAACUUCUAGGCACUUCGUCAUUGUAUGUCGUAGUUAUUCAAAUCACUUGAUACAGUCACAGAGUUCAACAUUGGAUUACAAUGUAAACACUGAAUGGCAGUAUGCUGAAUGCUGAGUUUCUGCCGUAAUUAUUACCCAAGCCAUGACACUCAUAGUAAUGGGCCCUCAGAGCUGCAUGGAGUGACAAAAAGAGAUGAAGAAGAGACGGGAAAACGAAGAUUCAGUACGAGUGAGCGAGAGAAGCAAGUUGCUUAGAGAAAAGUCACGUAUGUGAGGCAGGAAACUUGAGACGGCACUCUACUUUGAAGUCAGGGAAUAACAGUGGAUGAUGAGAAUUGGUGAGAGCGCACUUCAUCCUUCUGCAAUUCAAUCAACGAGAUAAGAGUUUGCAUAUUUCUUCCUACUUGGAUUACCAGAUGGUUGGAGAAGGAAAAACACUGAUUAAAAUGUAAAAGAAAAAGCGAAAUGGUGAACCUAGGACAUUGUUGAACUGUUUAAAAUAAGCAGGUGCAUUCUUUGAAAAGAAAACUGUGGAUUUGGCCAUAUGGACUAUACAUACCGGGUAUAUCACUGGAAAGAGAUCUCAAAUAACAGUGUUUGAUAAUGUCACACAUUGUUUGACUUAAACGUACAACAUGAAUUAAAGAUGGCAAUUGUUGGCGCCACUGGAUAUAUAAAUUAGGAGUAUAAUUUCAAUCUGACUAAAUGAAUAGUUGGCUGUCUGUAUUUUUUCAUAAAAUUUGCAUGAGCUGACAUUGUUGAAACCUAAGUGGUUUUAUUUUUGCCUGGAGGAUUGUGCUCAUGUUUAUUGUAUUAUAAAUGUAGACGUGAAGAUUAUGUUGAAAUUUUCCCCUGAGGACAAUAGUAAUUUGAGUAGGCCUACACGUAUGUGCACCUUUUAAAAAUUGAUUGGCUUUAAAACAACAUUGAUUUGAUUACCAUUGGUAACAUGCACAGAACUUACUUCAAUUUCAGUUGAAAGGAAUCACUCUUUAGAACUAUGAAUGCUUUUUCGAGAUAUAAUUCUCUUAUUAUUGUAUUUACCACAUUCCUAUAGCAAUUAAAAGUGACAUCAGCAGUGUCCCAUACAUGUAUGUAUGUAUCUCCUGCAAGUGUUUGUCUACUCCACAGGAAAAUUCUGACUGUGUCUACCCCAAUCUAAUUUGUUGGAGUUUACAUUCCCCUACUUCUAACUUGUAAAUGUCAACCUAACCCAUGCCUUGUUUACUUUGAUAUUUUCCUCUGAACAGGUGGUUAAGGUCCAGGAGUUGAUUAACCCACAUCUUGCCCCUUCCUCCUUGCUCCUCCUUCUUCUUAAUGUCUCUCUGCCCUCUGCUUAUGAUAGCUGCCGGGCAGGAAUGGGUUCAUCUGUGAAAACCUCUGCAAAGCCUCAGUUGAUUACUUUCCUUGCUUGUUACUCCUGGUCUAACGUCAUUCCUGCAUUAAGCUGAUGCAGUAUGUGAAGUACGUAAAGUCAAGAGACAAGUCUCUUGCAUCUUGUGAGCCACUUUUAUUAUUAGGCAUGAGAUUUUUCAGACUUGGGACUUAAAUGAGACAUUUUGAAUUUGAGAAAAUUGAAUGAAUCUGAAAACAUAUUUCAGGCCUGUUAUCCAUUUUCAGACC